GAUGACUACUCUUUUAGACCACCCUGAUUUGACACCUGAGCAGAGGAAAAACCUCAUCCUCAAUUAUCUACCUCCUGACAUUGAUGAAGAAUACCUCAAAUCCCUGUUCUCUAGAUUAGGUGCUGUGGAAUAUGUUAGAAUCAUUAGGGACAAGGCAACUCAAAGAAGUAUGGGUUAUGCAUUCGCAAAAUAUUUUGACACCGAACCUGCAGAUAAGGCUGUGCAAGAGUUUGAUGGUCUCCAAAUUGGAGAGAAAAUAAUGCGUGUCAACUAUGCAAGGCCUCCAUCUGAAAAAAUAAAGAACACCAACAUUUACAUUGCAAAUUUCCCUACUCAUCUGGUUGAGGCAGACAUCACCAAAAUGUGUCAUGAGUAUGGACGCAUCAUCUCUUAUAAGCUGCUUUUGGAUGCUAAUAACCAAAGCAGAGGGAUAGCUUUUUGCCGCUAUGACACUAAUGAGGAAGCACUUAGAGCUAUUGAAGGUUUAAAUGGAAAGGUUCCAGCUGGAGGCAGUCUCCCCCUUCAGGUAAAACUUGCAGACAAGCCCUCAGAAAAGUACCAGAAGAUAGAGAACCAAACCAACCACAUAUUCACCAUGAAUCAGUCCUUGAGAGACAAUCUCAACGGAGCAUACCCUCAAAUUCAACAGAAUUUCCAUCCUUUGAUGACUACUCAUCCUUCAGGUGGGCACAGGAAUCUUAUCUUUGCAAGGGAUCAUCCUUUGUCAGGUCACUUUUCCCCCAUCCAAAACACUAUUCCCCCUCAACUGCAAGAAAUUGCUCGGUCUGCUUACUCCCCUCUUCAAGGAUGGUGCCUGUAUCUGUGCAAUCUCGCUCCUAACAUGAAUGAACAUGGUCUGUACAAGUUGGUUGCUCCCUUUGGAGCCAUUAGUAGCGUGAAGUGCAUGUCUAACCCUGAUGGAACAUGCAAAGGAAUUGCAUUUGUCAACAUGCCCCAUUAUGAAGAAGCUGCACUUACCAUCAAAGCAUUGAAUGGCACUGCAGUUCAUGGCAAUCUUAUUCAAGUUGAGUUCAAGAAAAAUUCCCUCAAAGCUCGACAGAACUCUGUGGUAGUAAUGCAUAAGGCGGGCUUUCCUUACCCCAACAUGCCACCUCCACCGAUGAACCCUGUGCCGGGACCACACUCUGACAUUGACGAAACUAAUUUGUAUGUCACCCAGCUUCCUGAGGUUUUCUCUGAGAUUCAACUUCAUGAGCUCUUUGGAAGAUUUGGCCCAAUUGUUUCUACAAGGGUCAUGAAAGACCAAUCUGGGAAGAGUCGGUGUAAAGGUUUUGUGAAGUUUGCGGAGAAGAUCCACGCAGAACAAGCCCUGAGGGAAUUGCACGGUUCCUGUCUUUUCAGCCCUACUGAGCCUUUACAAAUCAAAUUUGCUAACCGAUCAGCCUCAGGAGGAGUGUCCAACAUGCCCGGUCGUUUCAACAACCAAGAAUCUGGCGGACCGAUCCGAAACCGCCAAAAUCCCUCCAACAGGUUCAAUCCGAUGGGUGGACAAAACAACGGUCACAACGGAGACGGUCAGGGUUAUCCUAACUACCCUCCUACAAACGCACCUGUAAACAUGUACAAUCACCCUCCUGACCAAGCCCAACGACCCCCAAACCCGGACCAGCCCCCUCCCAACCAUGAUAUACCCGCUCCGACCGAGGAAAUGAUCUCUAACUGUUUCCAUCAUACACAAGGAUGGAGUCUGUACAUUGCAAAUCUAGAGGAAAAUGCAGACGAGCUUGCCAUUUUUAAGUUAUUUUCACCCUUUGGUGCCAUUUCCUCAAUUAACGCCAUGGUUGACUCUGAGACCGGUAAAAGCAAAGGUUUUGGUUUCGUCAACAUGCCACAAUAUGACUCCGCCUUCGAAGCAGUCAGAUUGAUGCACGGUGCCCAAAUAGCACCUGGCAAGAAUCUAAGUGUCAGUUUUAAGACCAACAGAAGAAACAACCACAGAUAUCCUAGCAGCUCAGGUGUCAAGUUGUGAACUUGACCUCUCCUGUCGACAGGAGUUGUUGAUGGUUAUUCACAUCUACUUUGUGAGACUACUGCGUGAGCUGGCCUUGGUUGUAAUCUAUUUAUA
Messenger RNA from Bolinopsis microptera, 2086 nucleotides. RefSeq names its product ELAV-like protein 3. Lineage: Eukaryota; Metazoa; Ctenophora; Tentaculata; Lobata; Bolinopsidae. Bases 2 to 1990 code for a protein of 662 amino acids. Gene Ontology annotation, molecular function: mRNA binding. The record is from RefSeq and is a predicted model, not a curated record. Gene Ontology annotation, cellular component: ribonucleoprotein complex. The transcript is spliced from 6 exons.